Messenger RNA from Prionailurus viverrinus (fishing cat), 1571 nucleotides. RefSeq names its product leucine rich repeat containing 14B (gene LRRC14B). Gene Ontology annotation, cellular component: cytoplasm. The record is from RefSeq and is a predicted model, not a curated record. Lineage: Eukaryota; Metazoa; Chordata; Mammalia; Carnivora; Felidae. The coding region runs from base 1 to 1533 and encodes 510 amino acids. The transcript has 2 exons.
AUGAGGUCGCUACGCUUCAUUUCUGCUGAGGCCCUGGUGUCUCACCCCCAGGUGGCCAAGCAGAGCCUGGAUGGUGUGGCCCACAAUCUCUACCCACUCCUGUUCAAAGCCAGCUACUUGCUGGAGCAGGCAGAGGUGAUCCGCACCCUGCUGGAGCGCUGGCCGCUGGAGGAGUUCUGGCUGAGUGCGCUGCUCGGGCCGCGCUCGGAACCCCCGGAGGACUUGCGGGACCGCGCCUGCCGGGCCUGCCUGGAGGCCUGUGUGCAGGGCCUCGCGGACCACGUGCUCCGGGCCGGGGGCCCGAGGCGGCUGCGGGUGGCAGACCUCACAGGCAUCCGAGACGUGCAGGUGCAGCAGUGCCCCUGUGGCAGGGCGCUGGGCAGGUGGGGCCGCACGGAGCUGCUGGCCAGGACCUGCUGCCGGCUGCAGGCAGAGCCCCUAGUGGCCCAGCGCCCCAUCCAGGUCCUUGCUGACCUCUUUGUCACAGAGGGCAACUUCAAGGUGGUGGUGCAGGCCCUGGGGCCAUCAGGCCCUGCCCCACUGCGUGUGCACUGCCUUUCUUUCCGCGCUGACAGCCUGGGCCCCAGCCAGCUGCUGCACGUGCUGCGUCUGGCCGGGCCGGGUGAGCUGCGCAGGCUCGAGGUGGUGCACAACGUGCGGCUGCAUGCGGGACACGUGCAGCAGCUGCUGGCCCAGGUGGGCUUCCCCCAGCUGGCCUCGCUCACCCUGCCUGCCAAGGCCUUCGACGCGCCCCCCACCAGCACCCCAACCCCCGACGGCGAGGACCCCCUCCUCACCUCCAUCGCCUGGGAGCUCAGCCAGAUGACCCAGCUCACAGAGCUGAGCGUGGCCUUCUCCACCCUGACAGGGAAGAUUCGGAAACUGCUUGGCCCCCUGAGGACACCGCUGAGGGUCCUGGACCUGGCCAACUGCUCCCUGAACCACGCGGACAUGGCCUUCUUGGCAGACUGUGCCCACAGCAUGUGUCUGGAGGUGCUGGACCUCAGUGGGCACAGCCUGUUCAGCCUGUUCCCCUCAACCUUCUUCAGGCUGCUGGGCCGGGCUGCCCAGACACUGAGGAUUCUCACCCUGGAGGAGUGCAGCAUCGAAGACAGCCACAUGAGCAUGCUGAUAUUGGCCCUGAGCCCUUGCCACGAGCUCUGUGAGCUUCGCUUCCUGGGGAACCCACUGUCGGCCCGGGCCCUGAGGCGCCUCUUCACAGCUCUCUGUGAGCUGCCCAAGCUUCGGUGCGUAGAGUUCCCAGUGCCCAAGGACUGCUACCCUGAGGGCACCGCCUACCCCCACGAUGAGCUGGCCAUGUCCAAAUUUGACCAGCAGAAAUACAAUGUGAUUGCUGAGGACCUCCGGGCUGUGCUGCUUAGGGCUGGCCGGGGGGACAUCCAAGUCUGCACACCCCUCUUUGGAAGUUUUGACCCAGAUAUCCAAGAAACAAGCAAUGAACUUGGAGCUUUCUUGCUGCAAGCUUUCAAAACUGCUCUAGAAAACUUUUCUAGAGCGUUGGAACAAAUGUAGUAGGCCCUUGACAGGCCAAAGGGGGCCUUGUAGUUCAG